Messenger RNA from Penaeus vannamei (Pacific white shrimp), 1197 nucleotides. NCBI's taxonomy places the organism in Eukaryota, Metazoa, Arthropoda, Malacostraca, Decapoda, Penaeidae. The record is from RefSeq and is a predicted model, not a curated record.
AUGGCCCGAUUGUUUUGGGCAGCAGCUGUUUGGGUGACAAAAAGCCCGUGUCCCCUCGCUCACGCGGCCUUUUCCUCUAAGCUUCGUCGGUUGUUUCAAAUCUGGCCGUCGAGCGCGGCCCGCCCGUCGUUCAGCUUGCCGAAGGUUGCAAUUUUACAGUCUGUUGACAGCUGCUCUGUGUGCGCCAAUGGGGUACUUCACCAGCACUGUAAUUUUUGCGGCCGCCGCUGCUGGGAGGCGGUCCUGGGGCGGGAGCGCUCGGCGGGCGGGGCGCGGAGGCGCGUGUGCAUGGGGGCCCCUUAUCACGCCCCGUCUUACCCAAAGGUCCACACUGCAGCCUCUUACCCCGCAAGGCCCUAUCUGACUUCUCAAAAGGUCCGAUCACGCCCCUCUUUACCCCGAAAGCUUCCGAUCACGACGCAGCUCCCAUCAACGCCCCUUUUACCCCAAAAAGCUCGACACCCCACGCCCCUCUCUACCCCAAAAGCUCCCAUCACGCCCCUCUCUACCCCAAAAAGCUCCAUCACCCCAAAAGGUCCCCUCACGCAGGUCCCUCACGCCCCUCUCUACCCCAAAAGCUCCAUCACGCCCCUAUCUACCCCAAAAGCUCCAUCACGCCCCUCUUUACCCCAACAAGCUCCCAUCACACGCCCUUUUUACCCGAAAAGCUCCAUCACGACACUUGUCCCCUUUUUAACCGCCGAAGAAGCGCCUCCCAUUGCACGCCCCUAUGCUACCGCCAAAAGGUCCAUCACGCCCUCUUUACGUCCCACCACGCCCCCUCUACCAAAAGCUCCAUCACGGCCCACAAUCUACCCCAAAAGCUCCCAUCACCGCCCCAAUCUACCCAAAAGCUCCCUCACGCCCCCAAUCUACCCCAAAGCUCGCCCCAAUCUACCCCACCCCUCCCCCAAUCUUCCCAUCACGCCCCCAAAAGCUCCCAUCACGCCCCUCUUUACCCCAAAAGCUCCCAUCACUCCAACUAAUGCCCAAAAGGUCCCGUCCCCGGAUGGAAACAAAGAGUUGAGAAAAGUUCUUGAAAACAAAGUUUCGCCUCCUACGCCCAUAUGCAGCGGCCUCGAGGGGCGCGAAAUAUUUCCUGGUGCGGAAAAUUCACUUCAGGAAGAAAUCGUUGAAAGGUUUGAGGAAAGCGUCUGCAGUGAAGUUCGCAGUCUGCAGUUGCGUUUGAAGUCAUGA